Ectocarpus siliculosus is the source of this 206-nucleotide messenger RNA. The record is from the annotation of a GenBank genome assembly. Lineage: Eukaryota; Phaeophyceae; Ectocarpales; Ectocarpaceae.
CGCUUCCCUGCUGCCCUGUGUACAGUACGCGACGCCGUAAAUUUGGUUUGAUGGCGAUGGAAAACAACCAAGGCCAAGCAUGGUCUCUUUCCGACCGCAAUCGUUUUGGCAUUGGGCUUGAGCUCCACAUGUUCUUCGCGAAAAUAACUCCGGGACAUUUCCGAUUCAUCGUCCACCGUACGCUCAUCCAGACUAGCAUGGAAUGA